Cucumis melo (muskmelon) is the source of this 1539-nucleotide messenger RNA. RefSeq names its product E3 ubiquitin-protein ligase BIG BROTHER. Lineage: Eukaryota; Viridiplantae; Streptophyta; Magnoliopsida; Cucurbitales; Cucurbitaceae. Gene Ontology annotation, biological process: protein ubiquitination; negative regulation of organ growth. Gene Ontology annotation, molecular function: ubiquitin-protein transferase activity; ubiquitin conjugating enzyme binding. The record is from RefSeq and is a predicted model, not a curated record. The transcript is spliced from 9 exons. The coding region runs from base 409 to 1173 and encodes 254 amino acids.
AAAAAUACCCAUUUGCCAUUUGAAGAAGAUUUCAAAGCCCAUUCCAAGCAGCUUAAAAGCCUUCAUUUUGCUAAGAGAUGGAAGAAAAUGGAUUAUAGCCAGAAAACAAAUUGAAGAACAAAGAAGGAAAGGAAGGGUACACAAAACCAUAACCCCAUUUCCUUUCAUUUUCAUCUCUCUCUGCUAAGACUCUGCCAGAAAUCAAGAGUUUUGGAGAGAGAGAAACAGGGAAAAGGAAAAAAAAAAAAAGAAAAAGAAAAAAAAAAGAAGAGUUUAGAGAGAGAGUUUAAGAUUUUUCAUCUGUCAGAGUGUGAAGAGUUUCUUGGGGAAGUUUCUGUUUGGCUAUCAAGAAGAAAAAUCAUAAGACUUUUUCUGUGUUUUUCGUUUUGGAGGCAAAAGAAGUUAAAUAUGAAUGAAGAUAGACAAAUGGAAUUACAUUACAUGGACACCGGCUUUCCUUACACAAAUACAGAGAGCUUCAUGGAUUUCUUUCAAGGGCUUCACCAACAUCAAGUGCCUGCUUAUGGCAAUGCUGUACCAUUGCUCGAUCAGGGAAAUGCUUACUGGUCAAUGAAUAUGCAAUGUUAUAAAUUUGGAGUAUCUGAUCAUGGGAAUACGUACUACGGCCAUUCGGAGGAAAGUCACCAUUUACCACCUUCAAUGGAUGUUGGUGAAAGGGAAUGGGAGUAUCCUACUUCAGCGGUGAAUGUCGAAAUCCCCGAACCAUCCUAUGCGCCAUCCGUGGAAGAAGAUGUUGUAGAUGCUCAUUCUAUACCAGAAGAAUGUGAUUUAAGCCAUCGGGAGGAGACUAGUACUUCUCAAGUUACAUGGCAAGAUGAGAUUGAUCCUGACCACAUGACUUAUGAGGAACUGUUGGACUUGGGUGAAUCAGUUGGAACUGAAAGUCGGGGUCUUUCCGAAGAACAAAUAAGUUUGCUUCCGACUGCACGAUGCAAGUUAACGAGCUUUUUCUCAAGAAAAAAGCUCGAUGAGAGAUGUGUGAUUUGCCAAAUGAGGUACAAGCGAGGGGACAAACAAAUAAAAUUACCCUGCAAGCAUUUCUACCACAACAAAUGCAUAACCAAAUGGCUCACCAUCAACAAAAUAUGUCCGAUCUGCAACAUCGAGGUGUUCGGAGAUGGAAGCACAAAUGCAUCGGCCAGUGAUAACUGACAGUAGAUUUUGGAAGCUCUAACAUUUUGUUCUUGUUCAUCUUUUCCCAUUUUUGCCUUCUCACUUUCAUUUCUCUCCCCAUUUUGUAAAUCUCUACUUAACUAAGCGAAUCAAGUACACUCUAAUCCUUACUCUCUCUCCCCCCACGCUUGCUUAUGAUCAAGAGAAAGAAAGAACAUGUAACCCCUCUUCUUAACUUGCCAACUGCUUACUAAAAUUGAAGUCUAGUUAUUUUCUUAGAUUAAGUAAGAUUAGCUUAUUUUGUAGUCAUUUUAUGGAUUGGUGGUCACCUCGAACUGCUUCAAAUUAGGAUGUUCCGGAGUUGGGGUGAGUUAGAUUAGGUUAAUAUAGACGUUUUGGAUCUAA